ACAGGCGGCGCGGGCAGCGCGAGCCCCGGAGCCCCGGAGGCCUGUGCGCCCUGAGCCGGCAUGGACCCCGAGCACUGCGCGCCUUUCCGCGUGGGGCCUGCACCCGGCCCCUAUGUGGCCUCGGGGGACGAGCCUCCGGGCCCGCAGGGAACCCCCGCCGCUGCGCCUCACCUGCACCCCGCGCCGCCCCGCGGCCCGCGGCUGACCCGCUUUCCGGCCUGCGGGCCCCUGGAGCCCUACCUCCCAGAGCCGGCCAAGCCGCCCGCCAAGUACCUGCAGGACCUCGGGCCCGGCCCGGCCCUCAACGGCGGCCACUUCUACGAGGGCCCCGCGGAAGCUGAGGAGAAGACCUCCAAAGCUGCCAGCUUCCCCCAGCUGCCCUUGGACUGCCGAGGGGGCCCCAGAGACGGGCCCUCUAACUUGCAAGGCUCCCCAGGCCCCUGCCUGGCCAGCCUGCAUCUUCCUCUUUCCCCGGGACUCCCUGACUCCAUGGAGUUGGCCAAGAACAAGAGCAAGAAGCGUCGUAACCGCACGACCUUCAGCACAUUCCAGCUGGAGGAGCUGGAGAAGGUCUUCCAGAAAACCCACUAUCCUGAUGUGUAUGCCCGGGAGCAGCUGGCCCUGCGCACAGACCUGACUGAGGCCCGGGUACAGGUCUGGUUCCAGAACCGCAGAGCCAAGUGGCGGAAGCGCGAGCGUUAUGGGAAGAUCCAGGAGGGGCGGAACCCCUUCACGGCUGCCUAUGACAUCUCUGUGCUGCCCCGUACUGACAGCCACCCUCAGCUGCAGAACUCCCUGUGGGCCAGUCCAGGAUCUGGGAGCCCUGGAGGCCCCUGCCUUGUGUCUCCAGAGGGCAUCCCCUCCCCAUGCAUGUCUCCAUAUUCCCACCCCCAUGGGAGUGUGGCUGGCUUCAUGGGGGUGCCAGCCCCUUCUGCGGCUCACCCUGGCAUCUACUCCAUCCAUGGCUUUCCCCCCACCCUGGGGGGCCACAGCUUUGAGCCUUCCUCAGAUGGUGACUAUAAGUCUCCAAGCCUCGUCUCGCUCAGGGUAAAGCCCAAGGAGCCACCCGGCCUUCUGAACUGGACCACGUGAUCGGUUGCAUGGACCUGCAGAAUGAGCUGCCCACCUCUUUUUCCAUUCCCAGUCGCUCCCAGCCCACCUCUGCCUCCAAGCCCCAGAUGGUUCUGGAGGCUGCGAGAGCAGCUGGCACUGUCAGCCCCCAGCAGGGAACACGUUACAGGGUCUUUUCUCUUAGAACAAGGUGGGGCUGCCUAGGAGAAGGGGCUUCGAAGCAGCCAGGACUCUUCCUACCACAAACUGAGUCCCCUCACCUGAACUCUGGGCUGGAGGCAGGGAGACACUGCCCUGCUUCCUCCAGACUUUGUCCAAGUCCAUUGUCAUCUCUCCAGCUAAGACAGCUUACUUGGCUCAUCGUUCAGGGAACCCAGGAAAAUGGGAGGAGAACGCCGCGUGGACUGAAGCUCUUCAUGAUGAGAUGGAAACCAAAAGGGAGUCUCCCAUGAUGGGGUGGAGUCAGCCCUGCUUCCCCUCCCCACCAGCAGGGGGCGCACUGGUGUCUGACACUAAGGAGGGUGUAAAGGCCAAGGUCAGCAUAGACUGAGGCACACUGGCUCCUCAGCUCCAGCCACCCUCACUCCUGCCAUGUGCCUGCACUCCCAGCAUGCCAUGCAGUCAUCUUCCCCUCCAAGGGGGCAGAAAUUCCACCAGAAAUCACCACAUAUUUGGAAUCUCUUCCACGGGACCAGCCCAGAGCUAUGCCAUGGAAAUGAUAUUGGAUGUUGGUAAGAAUAAAACAGAUUUCUACAGACUGAGAUCCUGAUCCCCAUUUUUGUACAGACACUUUUGUGUUUUUUUUGUUUAAAAAAAAAAAAAAGGAGAGAGAGAGAAAAAAAAGGCUGCCCAGCAUUCUAAUAAAGGUGGUGGUGUUUUUUAUA
Homo sapiens (human) is the source of this 1955-nucleotide messenger RNA. It is a transcript of the gene ALX3, whose product is annotated as ALX homeobox 3. The transcript has 4 exons. Lineage: Eukaryota; Metazoa; Chordata; Mammalia; Primates; Hominidae. Gene Ontology annotation, molecular function: DNA-binding transcription factor activity, RNA polymerase II-specific; sequence-specific double-stranded DNA binding; DNA binding. Gene Ontology annotation, biological process: regulation of DNA-templated transcription. The coding region runs from base 61 to 1092 and encodes 343 amino acids. The record is from RefSeq and is marked reviewed. Gene Ontology annotation, cellular component: nucleus.